Puccinia triticina is the source of this 1551-nucleotide messenger RNA. RefSeq lists its product as uncharacterized. Gene Ontology annotation, cellular component: mitotic actomyosin contractile ring, proximal layer; cytoplasmic side of plasma membrane; cytoplasm. NCBI's taxonomy places the organism in Eukaryota, Fungi, Basidiomycota, Pucciniomycetes, Pucciniales, Pucciniaceae. The record is from RefSeq and is a predicted model, not a curated record. Gene Ontology annotation, molecular function: phospholipid binding. Gene Ontology annotation, biological process: cytoskeleton organization. The transcript has 7 exons. Bases 1 to 1551 code for a protein of 516 amino acids.
AUGGGCCGAUUCGGGAAGCUGUUGCAUCGCUCAGAGCGCCAUGGAAAUGCUCACGCACAGACGACCAACGACAACAAAGCCGAAGGUCUUCCUUAUCAACACCGCCAAGCGAUCAAAGCUAAAGAGUUCUGCAAUUCGUUUUGGGGAGAAGAAGGAUACGAAAUUCUAACGGAGAAAACGAAGAUGUCAACCCGGAUGCUGGAGGAACUGAAGAAUUGGUACAAAGAGAGAGCAUUAAUCGAAGCAGAUUAUUCCAAAAAACUUCAAAAACUAUCGAAGUCAAAUUUAUUCCAACUGCUUAGAUUUGAAAGUGACGGUCUUCAACUCGGGUUGGAUAGCCUUCGUGAAGCUACCGCUAAAUCAGCCCAUUGUCAUGCCGAAUUAAGUGGCACUUUCAAGACCAGCUUGGAAGCCAAAACUAUUGAGUUCAUCAAUAAACGUGAAGGUGCUCGAAAAAAUCCGCAAGCUUCUAUUGAAAAGUUACACAAAAGAAUAAUAGAGCUCAAAAUAUUACAAGAAAAGGCUCGGAAGCGAUUUGAGACAGAUUCCAUUGCUGUCAGCGGUUACGCCGCACAAAUGCACCUCGUUCAAGGGAGGGAAUUGGACAAAGUCUCUGCUAAACUUGACAAAGCUCAAGGAAGCAUCGGGAUCACGGAAAAGGAAUAUCGGGUGCUCACACAGAACCUUGAGGAAACUACCGAGAGCUGGAACUUACAAUGGAAAUCGUUUUGUGAUUUGACGCAAGAUCUAGAGGAGGAUCGAAUCGAUUUCGUUCGAAGUUCUCUGUGGGAUUUCGCCAAUGGCCUCUCAACAAUCUGCAUGCUGGAGGAUGAGCAUUCUGAGAACCUGCGUAAGGCUGUCGAGCGAUGCAACACUGCCCAGGAUGUCAUCAAGUUUAUCCAGCAGGCCGGUACAGGCCAGGAGCUUUAUGCUGCACCUGGUUAUAUCGACUACCCCAAAGGUAUGCAUGAGGACCCAAAGCUCAUCCAACGCAAAUACCCAAGGUAUGAGCUCGCCAACUUCGCAAGGAACUCUUGCCGGGAUGGACAGACAUUUCAACUGGGAACUCCUAGCAUCAUUUCCGAUUUGGCCAUGGCCAUAGAAGCCGGGUCAAGGACCGCCGGACCACCACCCACCGAAAGCCAUUCCAAGCAAGCUCCAGAGGGUCCGACUCUGCAUCAGGCUAAACAACAUCUGAAACGCGGGGGAAACAUCGCAGAAGUAGUAGCCACGAAUGCUCUGUCGCUCUCAAAUAUGCAGACUACCGCUGCUACACCUCCGAUCCAGCAUCGCUCCGUCCAAUUACAUCCAGAACCCGAAGUCGUCGAUGAACAUCGUCCCCCAAUCAUCUAUCGUCCAAAGCACCACGAUUCGUUCCAUGGCACCGGCAUCUUGGUCAACCAUCAUCCUCAUCCUCAUCAUCAAUCUUACCAAUCCCAUCAACCUCUUCACCAACCUAAACUGCAUCUACAAUAUCAUCAAAUUCCCAGCUCAGCAUAUAACCGUCCUCUUCCGCCCCAACCCCGAUCCUUUGAAGAAGUUCCGACUUGA